UCAUCACUUACCAAACGCCCCUCUGUCUCUUUCCCAAUCUCUCUCUCUCUCUCUCUCUCUCUCUCUCACCUCACUCCGCCAUUGAAUCGAAACACCGUCGCAGAUUCAAACCAAUUCCAAUUCACACAUAAACCCUAAUUAAUCCCACGCGAUCCCAAUUCACCCAAUCUCAAUCCCAAAUCCCAAUUCACCCAUGAAUUAUCAUCAUUCAUCAUCCUCCUCCUAAUCCCAACCCAAAAAUUUAACAAAAAAGAAACCAGUUUCUUCUUCAUCUUCAGAUAUAUACACAUAUAUAGAGAGAGAAAGAGUGGAUUACAGUGGAGCAAGUUAGAGAGAGAAAUGCCAAGUGUGGCUGUCAAGCUCUAUAGCGUGUUCUUCAAGUUCCUCUUGAAGCACCGUCUACAGAACCGAAUUCAAGCCCCACCGGAAACCUCCGACCCGUUUGGCGUCACCUCACGACCCGAAGAAUCCGUCGCCGCCGCCAAUCCUUCCUUCACCGACGGCGUCGCCACCAAAGACAUCCACAUCGACCCAUUCACCUCUCUCUCCGUCCGAAUCUUCCUUCCCGAAUCCUCACUCUCCCCGCCCGAGCCUCAUUCCAAACCUCACCCGUCUUCCAAGCCUAGGUCCCACCCUGUCUACGAUCCACAGCGCGGAUCUGAUCCGAGCUCGCGGCGGAACAGCUACCCGCACCGGGAUGAGCCUCGGGGGAACAGUUAUGGACCCAGCAAUGGCGUUGAGGGUUUGAAUUUGAUGUCCGGCGGCGCCGCCGCCGGCUACCGGGGGUACGCGCCGGGGAUGGAAGGUCGCAGGAGGAAGCUACCGGUGAUGCUGCAGUUCCACGGCGGAGGUUGGGUCAGCGGGAGCAAUGAUUCAGUGGCGAAUGAUGUGUUUUGCCGGCGGAUGGCGAAGCUAUGUGAUGUGAUUGUGGUGGCUGUUGGGUAUCGGUUGGCGCCGGAGAGUCGGUACCCGGCGGCUUUUGAUGAUGGGAUGAAGGUGCUGACUUGGCUGGCGAAGCAGGCGAAUUUGGCAGAGUGUAGCAAGUCGAUGGGGGUUGGAAGGAUUGGUGGUGGUGCUGGUAGUGAGUUCAACAAAUCAGAUGCUCAUAGGCACAUUGUUGAUACCUUUGGAGCUUCAGUGGUUGAGCCUUGGUUGGCUGCUCAUGGAGAUCCGACAAGAUGUGUCCUUAUUGGAGCGAGUUGUGGUGCAAAUAUAGCAGACUACGUGGCUCGGAAAGCUGUGGAAGGAGGCAAACUUCUAGACCCUGUCAAGGUCGUAGCACAGGUCCUGUUGUAUCCAUUUUUUGUUGGAAGUGUUCCCACACAUUCUGAAAUAAAGUUGGCAAACUCCUACUUUUAUGACAAGGCCAUGUGUAUGCUUGCAUGGAAGCUUUUCCUACCCGAGGAUGAAUUCAGUUUGGACCAUCCAGCUGCUAAUCCCCUUGUCGCAGGACGGUCUCCUCCAUUAAAGCUUAUGCCCCCAACGUUGACAGUGGUGGCAGAGCACGACUGGAUGAGGGAUCGAGCCAUUGCUUACUCGGAGGAGCUUCGGAAGGUGAAUGUUGAUGCACCUGUUCUUGAGUAUAAGGAUGGAGUACAUGAAUUUGCGACGCUUGACGUACUUCUCAAAAGCCCCCAGGCCCAGGUUUGUGCUGAGGACAUUGCCAUCUGGGUCAAGAAAUAUAUUUCACUUCGAGGUCAUGAAUUCUCAUAUUGAGUAGGAUAUAACAAAUUAAGACGAGGAUUGGCGGGGAGAUAUUUUCUUCAACUUCAAAAUUAGCUCUCGAUCGCUCUUUUGCUACUAUUACCUGGGAUGGGGGGUAUUAUAUUAUUUGAUUGGUUUUGAUGGUUGAUAAGGUGUUGGAUGUUGACUGGUUCCAUCUUGGUACCACCUGCCAGUCUGCCAUUUUUUCGUGUAAGAUAGACUUGUCUGAGACUGUAGGAUUAGUUGAGCCAGUGAGAUGCAUUCAUUUCAUGCAUACCACAUUUGGAUAUUUCUCUGCCAUUUUUUCCUGUGUAUUAUGAUGUCCUAUUUCUCAUGGAAAUAUAUAAUGUUCAGUGAACCAUUCUCUUAA
Molecule: messenger RNA, 2074 nt
Organism: Lotus japonicus
Lineage: Eukaryota; Viridiplantae; Streptophyta; Magnoliopsida; Fabales; Fabaceae
Product: probable carboxylesterase 11
Exons: 2
Coding region: 340-1716 (458 amino acids)
Molecular function (GO): hydrolase activity
Source: RefSeq, a predicted model, not a curated record